GGGACAGUGCCUGUUUCCCGCACCGCCGGGACAGCGACGCCGAGGCUCCCGGCUUGCAGCCGCCCCGCCAUGGCUCUCAGCUCCGAGCGGCUCUUCGACUCGCUGGGACAUUUCGGCAGUGGCAGGCAGGAGCAGCAUUUUGGACAAAGCCUGGGAACUCCUUGUAAUGGUUGAAGUGCCUGAACUGCAGCAGGAGAGGCUCUUAAUAUCAUGUGCAAGCAGUAGUGAUUUCAAGCAUGUGUUUAUUUUGCAUCUGUCUUUCAAGCUAUGUCAUGUGGUAUCCAUUACUUAGCAUCUGUGUUCAUGGCUGUUACUCCUAACUUUGUAUGUGGAUUCCCUGGAAAUGUGAGUAGUGUUCUUUUCCACAACUCCUCUGCAUCAAGUAUAGAGGACAUCUGGACACUAUGGACAUCAACAGAAAACUACAUUGUAGUCCAGCUGGCAAAUGGAGAAAUUUGGGAACUUGAUCAAUGCAGCAGGUCCAAACGAGAAGUCAGUUUGGAUCUGGCAUACGAAUACCAAGGCAACAAGUCUGUAUUUCCUUGUUCUGAUGGAUUUCUCUAUGAUGAUACAAAGUGGAAGAGCACCGUUGUUACGCAGUGGGAUUUGGUCUGUGACCGAGAAUGGCUUGCAAAACUAAUCCAGCCUAUGUUCAUGCUUGGAGUCUUGAUUGGAGCAGUGAUUUUUGGUGACAUUGCUGACAGACUGGGAAGACAGCGUGUUAUAUGGUUCACAAGUGCUGGUCAGUUUGUAUUUGGCAUCGCAGUGGCCUUCACGUUUGACUACUACAGUUUCGUGAUUGUGCGCUUUCUCCUCGCUAUGGUUUCAAGUGGCUAUCUGGUUGUGGCUUUUGUUUAUGUGACUGAAUUUGUUGGCAUUAAAGCACGAACCUGGGCUUCUAUGCAUGUCCAUGCUUUUUUUGCUAUGGGAAUUAUGAUUGUGGCACUCGUGGGAUUUUUGGUUCGGACCUGGUGGGUCUAUCAGAUAUUUCUCUCCAUAGCAACUCUUCCCUUUGUCUUGUGCUGCUGGAUGCUCCCAGAAACACCUUUUUGGCUACUGUCAGAGGAAAGAUAUGAAGAUGCACAAAAAGUGAUUGAUACAAUGGCAAGAUGGAAUAAAGUCAGCACUCCCUGCAAAGUUUCUGAACUGUGCUCAGUCCAACAAGACGAUUUAGCCAGUGGCAGAACGGGUGAUGAUGAUACGUCCUCAGCAAAGAAGCACAACAUCUUAGACCUGUUUUGUAAUUGGCAAAUUGCAAGAAGGACCAUCACAGUCUGGCUGAUCUGGUUUACUGGGAGCUUGGGGUACUACGUCUUCUCCCUCAGUUCUGUCAGUCUAGGAGGCAAUGAAUAUUUAAAUCUCUUUCUCAUAGGUGCUGUGGAGUUGCCUUGCUAUAUCAUUGCUUGCGUUGCGAUGGACAAACUGGGAAGGAGAAACACACUCAUUCCGUUCCUUAUUUUAAGUGCACUGAUCUGUGUUUUAAUUAUGUUCAUACCUCAGGAUUUCAAUAUAUUAAUUAUCUUAGCAAAUAUGGCUGGAAAAUUUUCCAUAGGUGUGGCAUUUGGCCUUAUAUAUCUCUACACAGCAGAACUGUACCCAACAAUAGUAAGAUCACUCGCUGUUGGAAGUGGAAGCAUGAUGUGCCGUGUAGGAAGUGUGGUUGCUCCUUUCUGUGUCUAUCUGAGAAGUGUCUGGAUUUUCAUGCCACUUUUGCUUGUUGGAAUCAUGGCUCUUCUGAGUGGAAUCUUAACCAUAAUGCUUCCAGAAACACUGGGAAAACCAUUGACUAAUACUUUGGUGGAAGCUACAGAAAUGGGAAGAAACAAGAAAAGCUGUUCAGAAAAGACUCCUCCAGCACAUAGUGGUGCAGCAUUAGAAAAGAUAGAGAUGUUUGGUCAAGAAAGAGUCAGCACUGACAAAUAAAGCAGUAGCAAAAUGGCUGUUCCCAAUUUUAAUCACUAUCUAAUUUAUAUGAUCUGUGUAUUCAAGAAAUGUGACUGUUCUAUAACAUCUGUGCCUUUUACUUUGUAUUCUGUCUUCCCUUUUCAAUAGAGCAAUUGUAUGAAACCUUUUCAAAGUGACUGACUUACUGCAGAAAAUUUGGUAGGAUUUCUAGAUCCCUUAUCUAACUUACCCAGACUUUAAAACACCUGUCUGACUUGCUGUGACCAGUUGGAAUGAUUUCUCUAAAUGUCGGAACCUACCUGAUUACAUGUAUGUAAAAAAAAUAUGCCAAUUCUUUGCUUCACAUUUUCUGCAGUUAGAUUUGUCAACCUACAACAAAGUGCCCUGCCUGGUCUCUUCCUGUUGCAGUUGUCAGUAUCAUUGCAUCAGGUCAUGUAGAUAAUUUUGAAGUAAUUUAUUCUUUUUCUUUUUCUUUCAAGUUUUCUACUAGAAAUGGUGCCAUUGCUAACAAAAGGAAAGUAUUCUAUGGCACAGCUUCUGACUGAAAAAAUAAUACUAAGUUUGCAAAAUGUGCAAAUAGUUUGUAUAUUCAUUCUGUUGAAUGGCAAGUGUAUUUUUAUUAGGGGUUUAGGAAUAAAAAAAGUUCACUGGAUCUACUGCUGUUUUAGUUUAGAUUAAACCAAACUGCCUGAUCCCAUUUAAAGUCAUAUUCAUUCCAGACUAUUACUUCAGUGCACCCUUUCUCACUUAUUUAAGAUUAGAUCUAGCAUCAGAUUUUUCAUAACUUCUAAGAGCUAGACUAGCAACAUUGCCAAAUGCCUCCAGCAAGGUCUUCGUAGUCCUCAGUGGAAAAGAAUAAAUGGCAUAUGGCUUUUAUUCAGGCUCUCUGCAGAGAAGUGGAUUUAGUUAUUAAUUUUUGGUAGAAACGGUUUCCACUCACCAUUUUUCUCAUAGAUUAGAUGUCUGUAACUCAUUUUUUCCUUAUUAUAUCUAACCAGUUAGAAAUAUAGAAUUUCAAAGACGGUAGUUUUAGUCAAAGUGUCAAAACAUCCCACUGCUGCUACACCUCAUGUGCAUCAACACUUAUUGUUGGUGCAAUAGUUCUACCUUAUGACUCUGGACCAUAGAAAACUGAUAGAUAGGAAUGCAUCAUUCUGGCUGUUUCUUUUAUGGCUUUCUCCCACCUCUCCUUUUUCAGUCUAUCUCUAGAGCUCUCUUCCUUGUCUGAGGAUCUGCAUCUCCUUUGCUUGACCACCCUUGGAUUGAGGGGAGCAGCACAGGAACAUCUGCUGUUGAGGUUCAGACAGCCCUCUCUUGCCUGGGUUGUGUGAAUUCAGUCCUCCCUGGUUUGAAAUCAGUGUUUUUCCCUCUUAGGCCCCUGUUCUCAUGGCAUGGUCUCAUCAAAACAAGUCUUCCUUGAUCUUUGCCAUGUACCCACCCCAAAAGAUAUCUAUAUUAGUAGAUAUUCUAUAUGCUGUAGAAAUUAAUGGCCACAUUUUUAAAUUAUAUUUGCACAGUUUUAUUAGUUUCAAUGAUUUCUGAAACCAGAAUAAUGGUUUAUAUCCCCUUAUAAAAGAUUUUAUUCUUCACUGCACUGUCCUAGAAUUUGGUCCUGGUAUUAGGAGAAAAUAAUACCUAUAUGAGGAUCAACAUGCUCUGAAGCAAGCAAAAAUCAGUAAAUUUAAGUUUAGGGAGUGUCUCUGAGAUAAUUACAUAGAAAGCAGAAAGGAGUCUUCAUGCUUCUUACAGUUCUGUGGGUGUUCCAGUGUUUGCAGGGAAAACCUCCAGAAAGACCUGCAUAGAAUACUGUGGCUUCUGUCCAGAUAUGAGUUCAGCAAAAGCGCUUAACCUUCCCCCUGUGAGUAAUCCCAUCAUUAUUCUGAGAAUGACUUGAAUACAUACUUUGAUGACUGAAGAUCAGAUUACUCACAUGCUGUGGUUUUUUAUUUUGCUGAAGAGCAAACCCAGUAUUCUUCCACUGCUUUCAGGUCCCCCUCCACUUCCCAGAGCAGAGCAGCUCUCUUUAUCUGCAAGAUCUACUGCCAAACUCUUCCUGCCCUGCCUUAAAUAAGGGUUUAAUCAUGCUAAAAAACCACCACCAUGCAAUACACAUAACAAGGAAUUAAACUGGUACUGUCUUGCCUUACAACCACCCUCCCCACACACAGAGCUCCAAAUUCUUUCCUUAUUUUGGGAUUUUUUCACACUGAUACUCCCUCUUUUAAUAUCUCAAAACUCUAUCUAAACCCAUCUAUCUUAAAACUCACUACUCAUAACGUUUAGGAACAGUACAGUCUAUUUCUAACAAGGUAUUAAAGAAUAUUUACAAUUAAUUUUUCUACUUCCUUACCUGCUGAGUAACUGAUUCCGUUCUUACGUCUCCAAGAACUUGAUGGUUUAACCCCAAAAGCCAUUUCCUCUUGUCACUGAAGUCAGUUGGUAUUUGGUCUUUAAUUCAAAUGACCCUGAAUUUCCCUGAACUAAUGAUGUUACUGUUUUUCCUUGGAAAUAAAAUGUUUGUUGAUUUACAGGUACAUCUUUUGUGAUUUUAUGCAUCAGUAGCAUGGAGGUUGCCUUGGGGUAUCCUAUUCUUUAACCUGAGGAAGAAUAUUACUUUAAAAAAAAGGAAAUAGCAUGUAUCUCUGUGUCUCUAGCAUUUCUAUUUGCUUGUUUUUUCCAUAUGGGCAAAUAUAUGUUUAACACUAGUCAUGCAUUAUAAAUGCAGGAAAAUCAGGGUGAGUUUUCUUUCUCUUAAGUAUUCAUAGAUUUUUUAAAUCCUCUUGCAAGAGAGCACUGAGUUUGAGAACAAAUGCUUCUGUUCCUAUGGGGCAUAUUUUCAUUUCAGUUCUCAUAAGAAUUAAUUUUCACAGCUCCUCACUUCAGUACACAAGUCCUUUUAUGUUUGUAUUUGUCAUCCUUAUCUUAGUGCAAAUUUUUUGUGCUCUUCAAUGUCUCUGGAGUUACACAAUGGUUCUGUGAGAUAAUGAAUUAGAGUCCUUAUCUGCCUUAAUUGCUGGUCACUAUUGCAUGAUGGCAAAUGUUUUUGUCCGAAAUUUGAUACCCAGUUGUAUUAGAUAGCCUUGCAAUUUGUUAAGGACAUACCUUUCUGAGUUAAAUAUAAGAAUACGAGCAACUAUUAUUAGUUUAAUGAUAACUAAGGAAAAAUAAUAAGUACAUGUGUUUGGCAUUUCAAAAUUGUAUUUUUAACGUUUAAUAUCUUAUACAAAAAUAUGUAUUUUCUACUUUAACGGCAUCAUUCAAUUUCUCUGUGCAAAAUUCUGUAAUUUAACCAACUAUGUAGAAAAAAGAUGCUAUGCAAACAUGUGUGGUUAUCAUAUGCUUUGGCUGACACCCUGAAUGUCUGAACAAGGGUUGAAGACUCCUUGAAGGCUGAGGGCUUUUGUGUAGUGGCUCUGUGGAAAGACAAAAUGGCCUGACAUCCCAGCUCUGGCAUGGAAUGAAAGACUUAUUUGCCUUCUCCUGUGUCUUCCACAGGUUUAUUUUACCAACCCCUUAGGUGCAGUCAUUUAGGAAGCCUCAGUGGCAUUUGGCUCAGCAGUGUGCAUGGCCUGUGAGUGCCUUUUGGAAAGGCUUAGGAAAAGGUGAGCUCACUUGUGCCAUGGGCUCUUGGUCCAGAAAGGCAUUUGUGACUGCAAAAAGGAGGCUCUGGAUUCAUCCUGCGCCCUUUACAAACAUCUGAAACAUGUUUGUCUGAAUCCUAGAACAGAUUCCAGGGGGAGAAAUUAGACACAAGGACUAAAAAGAAAAUAGAGAGUUGAGAAAAACUGAGUUUAUUCUAUAAGGGAAAAUUCUACUCAAUGCUGACAAUUAGUUAGCUCUCAGAGGAAGAAAGACUAAAACACGUCUAUAUUCUGAUAGCCUAAUAAUUUUGUACAAGAUUCUGUACUACAUGGAGCGUGUCUUUUGGUUACAUGGGGGAAAUAUGUACUCAUAGGAAAGUUUGUUUGCCCAGAAUUUGUGGAUUUAAUACAAUAUAUUUCAAUGAGUUUUUUUAAAUGUGUAUUUAUUAUCUGAAAUUAUGUGCAAGAAUAAAGUCAGACACGCAUUUUUUAA
Molecule: messenger RNA, 5979 nt
Organism: Pyrgilauda ruficollis (rufous-necked snowfinch)
Lineage: Eukaryota; Metazoa; Chordata; Aves; Passeriformes; Passeridae
Gene: SLC22A16
Product: solute carrier family 22 member 16
Exons: 9
Coding region: 268-1923 (551 amino acids)
Biological process (GO): transmembrane transport
Cellular component (GO): membrane
Source: RefSeq, a predicted model, not a curated record